Messenger RNA from Betta splendens (Siamese fighting fish), 1152 nucleotides. It is a transcript of the gene foxq2, whose product is annotated as forkhead box Q2. The record is from RefSeq and is a predicted model, not a curated record. Gene Ontology annotation, molecular function: DNA-binding transcription factor activity, RNA polymerase II-specific; RNA polymerase II cis-regulatory region sequence-specific DNA binding. Gene Ontology annotation, biological process: regulation of transcription by RNA polymerase II; anatomical structure morphogenesis; cell differentiation. NCBI's taxonomy places the organism in Eukaryota, Metazoa, Chordata, Actinopteri, Anabantiformes, Osphronemidae. The transcript is spliced from 2 exons. Bases 101 to 994 code for a protein of 297 amino acids.
UUUAUGUUAUGAAGGUCUGGUCUGACUUGGAGGAGAAUAUACAUUCUGUAAAAUACUGUUCUGUGAAGACUUUUGGAAGAAACGCUUUUCAUUUAGUCAGAUGACUCAAACCUUUGUAAUGAGUCUGAGAUAUCCUAAUUCAGAGAUCACAAUGGAGGAUAGAAGCGGCCGCACCGGCAGCAGAGAACGACUGGGACUGAGCUUUACAAUUGACUACCUUCUGUUCAAUAAAGGAGUCAGAGGUUCUAAAGGAGAAGAAACAGGAAGUCGAACAGCAGCGCAGAGAGCAGACCGAAUGCUAAAUCAUCACAAUCCCAGACGUGAAGAGGUGAGGAGUCGCUCAGAGACCGAGGAGAAGCAGCGACAGGGUUCAGAGGUAGACACAGAAGAGAAGAAAGUCAAAGGAGAGGAGGAAGAUGAAGAGCUACACGACAAAGAGGAUGGGGAAGCGACCACCAUCGCGGCCACCAGCAGUAGCCCAGAGAAGUCUACAGACAAACCCAACCAGUCGUACAUUGCUCUCAUCUCUAAGGCAAUUCUGGCAUCCGAGCCGAAGAAGCUGCUGUUAUGUGAUAUCUACCAGUGGAUCAUGGAGAACUACCCAUACUUCAAGAGCCAGGAUAAAAACUGGAGGAACAGCGUGCGGCACAAUUUGUCCCUCAAUGAUUGCUUCAUCAAAGCAGGCCGCAGCGACAACGGUAAAGGCCACUUCUGGGCAAUUCACCCAUCGAACUAUCGGGACUUUUCUAACGGGGACUACCACUGCAGAAGGGCGCGGCGGCGGGUUCGCAGGGCGACAGGACAGCUGCCCCUCUCCUCGCUGGGCUCCCCCUACCAAGUUCCCCUAAGCCGCACCCACAGAACGACCUGCUGGUGCUGCCCCCAGGCCCCAGCAUUCCCUUUGUCCUGCUUGACACCAAGACUGUACUGGCCAUGGCCCAGUGUGCACCCACAUGUGCGGUUCCACCCGAGCCUUCAUGCCUCUGCACCCUGACGGGCAAUAGUGUUUUUCGUGUUGUUGUAUUUACAAUUUGACUCAGAAUAAUGUUGGGUGAAAGCCUUUUUCAUAAUGUCAUGAUAGAGGAUGUUACAAUAAUACAGUAUUGUAUCAUGAUCAGCUUUAUGUGGUCAAAGUAGGGCUUCCAAAAUGAC